Molecule: messenger RNA, 1950 nt
Organism: Syzygium oleosum
Lineage: Eukaryota; Viridiplantae; Streptophyta; Magnoliopsida; Myrtales; Myrtaceae
Product: E3 ubiquitin-protein ligase RGLG2-like
Exons: 13
Coding region: 248-1567 (439 amino acids)
Source: RefSeq, a predicted model, not a curated record
AGUACGGUUGUCGACAUCUUGCAAGAAAGAGGCCCCUCUUUCCCGUGUCCAGCGAAACUUCUUGGAAUCACCCUCCUUCGCUUUUCCCCUCGUCUCGCCUCUCUCUCUCCCUCCUACGCGUUUCGACCCCUCUUCCGCUUUCAGAUCCGAUGAACUUCGCUGCCCCCGUAGAGACUUGACUCUCUCUUGACCCGUCAAGGAUUCUGUAUUCCUCUCCACAAGGAGAUUCAUAUUUUGUGAGGAGUUCAUGGGUUCUUUUUUGUCAAAACAUGGAAGAACGAGACAACCUUCUCCAUUUGCCUCAAGUUCACAGUCAUGGAAUCAUCAGAGCUAUCCAUAUCCAGCAUAUCCUCAACCUGAACAGGACUAUGCGCCACAUCCUAACUACAAACCUUCACCACCUCCUCCAAGCUACAGUGGUAACGCUUCGCAUUCAAAGAGGAAGCUUGAAAGGAAAUUCUCAAAAAUUAAUGAUGAUUAUACUACCCUGGAACAGGUUACGGAUGCCUUGGCACGUGCUGGCUUGGAGUCUUCAAACCUGAUUGUUGGUAUUGAUUUCACAAAAAGCAAUGAAUGGACAGGUGCAAGGUCAUUCAACCGGAGAAGCCUGCAUCACAUUGGAGAUGGUCAAAAUCCCUAUGAACAGGCAAUAGCAAUAAUUGGGAAAACACUGUCAUCUUUCGAUGAAGACAACCUAAUUCCCUGUUUCGGAUUUGGAGAUGCCUCAACUCAUGAUCAAGAAGUUUUUAGUUUCUAUCCUGAUGAGAGAUUUUGUAACGGAUUUGAAGAGGUUUUGACACGUUAUAGAGAAUUGGUACCUCAACUACGACUCGCGGGCCCAACUUCAUUUGCUCCCAUAAUUGAAAUGGCCAUUACAAUAGUUGAGGAAAGUGGUGGCCAGUACCAUGUGCUAGUAAUAAUUGCUGAUGGGCAGGUGACAAGAAGUGUUGAUACCGGUCGUGACCAGCUAAGCCCGCAGGAGAGAAGUACUGUCGAAGCAAUAGUCAAAGCAAGUGACUAUCCCCUGUCAAUUAUACUAGUUGGCGUUGGUGAUGGGCCGUGGGACAUGAUGAAAGAAUUUGAUGAUAACAUUCCUGCCCGGGCCUUUGAUAAUUUCCAGUUUGUCAAUUUCACAGAAAUAAUGUCAAAGAAUAUGGACAGAUCCAGAAAAGAAGCAGAGUUCGCUCUUGCAGCUUUGAUGGAAAUACCUUCCCAGUAUAGAGCAACACUGGAGCUGAGUAUUUUGGGCAGUUCUCGAAGGGGAAAAGUGAUAGACCGGGUAUCUCUCCCUCCUCCUCAAUACGGUGCAGCUUCUUUGGGCACCUCGAAAGCUUCACGAUCAAGCAGUUUUCGACCAAGCGCACCUUCUGCUAGACAUGAUACGUUUGUUGGCACAACUGCUUCAAGUUCUGCUGUGUCUGAUAAUCAUGAUUGUCCAAUUUGCCUGACCAAUCAAAAGGAUAUGGCUUUCAAUUGUGGUCAUCAGACCUGCUGCGAGUGUGGACAAGAUCUGGAGUCAUGCCCCAUUUGUCGUUGUUUCAUCGAAACUAGAAUAAAGCUCUACUAAAGGAAGAUCCACUGCUUUUAUCAAGUUUGUUGCCAUUUUUAGGCAGAUGCUAUAGCGGACAUCUCAUAACACCGACAAUAAUGCAAUCCCCAGUUGUCCACUGUACAUACCUCAUGGAAUUGUCCCGUUCGUGAUCUGAAGGACUCUAAGGAAGUUCCAGGUAGCUUGAGAACGGCUCGGAUUCAGUCGGGCAGUACUUGCUUCAACAGGGAAGAUAGAACCAUCACUCACUCGAAUAGAUGAAAUAACCCUUUUCGAUUGUCUCCUUGUUCUGUUUCUUGUAUGAAUGUGAUUAUGGUUGAAUUGUCCCAUAUCCCUACUCGACGAUAUCAGUUGUCAUUUUAUCAAGUAAUUAUUUGGCAUCGGUGUCGAUUCUUUCUUUC